Oenanthe melanoleuca is the source of this 11965-nucleotide messenger RNA. It is a transcript of the gene PAXBP1, whose product is annotated as PAX3 and PAX7 binding protein 1. Gene Ontology annotation, cellular component: nucleus. The coding region runs from base 109 to 2982 and encodes 957 amino acids. NCBI's taxonomy places the organism in Eukaryota, Metazoa, Chordata, Aves, Passeriformes, Muscicapidae. Gene Ontology annotation, biological process: mRNA splicing, via spliceosome; positive regulation of transcription by RNA polymerase II. Gene Ontology annotation, molecular function: DNA binding. The transcript is spliced from 18 exons. The record is from RefSeq and is a predicted model, not a curated record.
UGCGGGCGGCUGUGCCAUGCUCGCGGGGCCGGGCCUGGGCCGCGGCGCGGGGCGGCCGGAGCGGGCGGCACCGGGGCCUGGCGGCGCGGCCGGUCGGUGCCCGGCGGGAUGUUCCGCAAGGUGCGGAGGGUGAAUGUGCGCAAGCGGAACGACUCGGAGGAGGAGGAUGAGGAGCGCGACGAGGAGCCGCCUCAGGAGCCGGCGCCGGCGGUCGGCACGGCUGAGGAAGGGCCCAGCGAGGCCUCCAUGCCGCUGGCGUCGGGCGCCGGGCUCCUGCCGCUGCCCGCCGGCUGUGUGCCCCUCGCCCUGCCCGGCAGCCCCGCGGCCUUCGCCUGCGCCGCCAGCUACGGCGCGGCUCUCGGCUUGGGGCUGGGCUUGAUGGGAGGCGACCGAGCAGGCCUGGGGGCUCUGGCGGCGCCCGCUGCCCUGCGCCCCCCGCCGCCGCCGCCGCAGCCCCAGCAGGGCAAUGGGCUGCCGGCCGCCGGGCGCCCCAAGGAGAAGAAGCGCUCGCGGGAGAACAAAGAGGUGCCGAGGGCCAGCCUGCUCAGCUUCCAGGACGAGGAGGAGGAAACUGAAGAAGUUUUCAAAGUGAAGAAAUCAAGUUACAGCAAAAAGAUUGUAAAACAGUUGAAGAAAGAAUACAAAGAAGAUCUUGAAAAAUCGAAAGUUAGAACAGAGGUCAAUUCUCCAACAGAUGUUGAAGCACCACUAGAAAAGACAGGACAGAAUAAGGAUAUAGGCCAAGAAGAUGGGACUGCAAACAGUGAGCAUGGUGAAGAAGAAAUGGAAGUUGAAAGUGAGAAGGAAGAAGAAAAACCAAAAGCUGGUGGUGCUUUUUCAAGUGCUCUAUCAUCACUGAAUGUUCUCCGCCCAGGAGAAAUUCCAGAUGCUGCUUUUAUUCAUGCCGCUAGGAAAAAGCGUCAAAUGGCUCGUGAACUUGGAGACUUUACCCCCGUUGACAGUGAACCAGGUAAAGGCCGCCUUGUUCGAGAAGAUGAAAAUGAUGCCAGUGAUGAUGAAGAUGAUGACGAGAAGAGGAGGAUAGUUUUUACAGUGAAGGAAAAAUCCCAAAGGCAAAAGAUUGCUGAGGAAAUAGGUAUUGAGGGAAGCGAUGAUGAAGCACUAGUGGCAGGGGAGCAAGAUGAAGAACUCAGUAGAUGGGAGCAAGAGCAGAUACGAAAAGGAAUCAACAUACCCCAGGUUCAACCAAGUCAGCCUGCAGAAGUGAAUAAUGUGUACUACCAGAACACUUACCAGACACUGUCUUAUGGUUCAUCAUAUGGCAUUCCAUACACCUAUGCUACGUAUGGAUCAUCGGAUACCAAGUCUCAAAAAGCAGAUAAUACAGUUCCUUUCAAAACUCCCAGUAAUGAGAUGACUCCUGUUACUAUUGAUUUGGUAAAGAAACAGCUUAAAGACAGGUUGGACUCUAUGAAAGAAAUGCACAAAGCUAAUCGGCAGCAAUAUGAGAAACAUCAGCAAAGCCAAGAGGACUCUACCAAGGCAAUUGAAAGAUUAGAAGGGUCUUCUGGGGGUAUUGGUGAACGGUAUAAGUUUUUGCAAGAAAUGCGAGGGUAUGUCCAAGACUUGCUUGAGUGUUUCAGUGAAAAGGUGCCUCUGAUUAACGAGCUUGAAUCUGCAAUGCACCAGCUGUACAAACAGCGAGCUUCCCGCCUUGUCCAAAGACGACAAGAUGAUAUUAAAGAUGAAUCUUCGGAGUUUUCAAGCCAUUCAAAUAAAGCACUGAUGGCACCAAAUCUUGAUUCUUUUGGGCGAGACAGAGUGAUCUAUCAAGAACAAGUCAAGCGUCGAACUGCAGAGAGAGAGGCUAGAAGAGCUCGCCGUAGACAAGCCAGAGAGCAAACUGGGAAGAUGGCAGAUCACCUCGAAGGCCUGUCCAGCGAUGAUGAGGAAACUUCAACAGAUAUCACAAACUUCAACUUGGAGCGAGAUCGUAUAUUGAAAGAAUCCAGCAAAGUUUUCGAAGAUGUUUUGGAAAGCUUUUACUCCAUUGAUUGCAUUAAGUCACAGUUUGAAGCUUGGCGCUCCAAGUACUUUGCUUCUUAUAAGGAUGCUUAUAUUGGCCUCUGUUUACCAAAGCUGUUCAACCCUUUAAUCAGACUUCAGCUGCUUACCUGGACUCCCUUGGAGGGCAAGUGUCGGGACUUUGAAACAAUGUUGUGGUUUGAGUCAUUGCUGUUUUAUGGCUGUGAAGAGCAGGAGCAGGUGAAAGAUGAUGCUGAUAUUUCACUAUUGCCUACCAUUGUAGAGAGAGUCCUUCUUCCUAAAUUAACAGUAAUUUCUGAAAAUAUCUGGGAUCCUUUUUCUACCACGCAGACAUCUAGAAUGGUAGCAAUUGUACAGAAACUAAUAGAUGGAUAUCCCUCAGUGGUGAAUGCAGAAAACAAAAAUACACAAAUGCUUUUAAAGGCGUUGUUGCUGAGAAUGAGGAGAACACUAGAUGAUGAUGUAUUCAUGCCCUUGUAUCCAAAAAACAUCUUAGAAAACAAGAACUCUGGUCCAUAUUUGUUUUUCCAACGUCAGUUUUGGUCCUCUGUUAAGUUAUUGGGAAACUUUCUCCAGUGGUAUGGAAUCCUGUCAAACAAAACUCUACAGGAGCUGUCCAUAGAUGGGUUGCUAAAUAGAUACAUUCUUAUGGCUUUUCAAAACUCUGAGUAUGGAGAGGACAGCAUUAAGAAAGCUCAAAGUGUAAUUGCUUGCUUCCCUAAGCAGUGGUUCACUAAUCUAACAGGAGACAAGACUAUUUCUCAGCUAGAAAACUUCUGUAGAUACCUUGUUCACCUGGCUGAUACAAUUUACAGAAACAGCAUCGGUUGCUCUGAUGUAGAGAAGAGAAAUGCAAGGGAGCACAUCAAGCAGAUCAUAAAGCUUCUAGCAAGUAUCCGAGCUCUGGAUCAUGCUGUUACUGUUGCAAAUGAUCACAAUGUAAAAGAGUUUAAGAUUUUAAUAGAAGGAAAAUAGACUUUUCCCUCCACUCAUUUUGAGCUUUAAAACCAUUCCUGAUGUGUAAUUUAUGUACAUAUGUAAAGUUUCUUAAACUGUAAAGUAUUGAUCUUCGUUUUAAUACAAAGUGCAUUCUUAUAUACAGCAUCCUUAAAAAUAAAAAUCAUUGACUUCAUUGAAAACAAAAAUGGAAUCCCAAGGUUGUCAUCUUUCCACAAGCCAGAUUUUUCCUCAAGUUUCUCAUAAUCUUGCUCACAAAAAUACUUUGUGCCCAUAAUCAGUGGUCAUCUACUCCUGUUAAUUGUUCAUGGUUAACUGGAAUGUGUAUAAUAGAUUCUGUGUAAUACACUGUAUGCAUAUAUUUAUACCACCAUGUUGCUUUCACAUUGGAUAUAGAGAUGUUGUACUGUCGCAAAAGCUUUUCAUUUGCUAAAAAAUUCUUAUUUUGACAAUAAAAUGAUCUUAUUAUUGGUCAAAAGGGCUGGUAAAACAUUCAAAUAUGUGAAAAGUCACGAGUUGAAGAGUAGAGGCACAUUGAAGUGGAUCCUGACCUUUAAAAAGCAGCUGUGCACUCCAAGUGGAAUAACUAAAAAGUGAUUUGCAUUCGGAAUAUGGAACUCUUACGACUGUUCUUCAAAAGGAAGAUCUGGAUAAAUGGUGAAGUAUUUUUUUUAUAUAUAAGCAAACACUGAGAAUUUGUGAUUAUUGUACAUGUGUAGAUGGUGGCAUUUCCUAAGCUCCAAACACCUUCUCAUAUUGUAGGACUAAUGAUUUACCUCUGGUUUCUGGACCCUCCUUGCUUUUCUAAGUUGCUUAAGUUGUGUCAGGAUUUUGAGGAGAAGUUUUGGGUUUGGUGCUUUGUUUGCUUUCGUUUUUUGGUUUUGUUUUGUAAUGUCAUUCAUGGAACCUAUUUCUUCAGGUUAGAGUGGCUGAAGAUAGGGAGCAAAAUGAAGGUGAAAAAAAUCUUUGAAGUAUUUAUUGUAGUAAAUAUUCAAAAAUUACACUUCCCACUAACUAUCAUCUAAGGAUAGUCCUAAAAACCCCAGGGGGUGUUUAAUUUAAAUGUGAAAAACCACUUCAAAAAUCUAUUGUAUACAUGACAGCACUAGUGACUUGAUUUUGGGGUCUAAGGCAGGGGGACAGCUGUAACAGCCUUGGGUUAAGAGCUAUUCUCCAUGUGUGCCCAACUUUUUUUAAGGGAACUGUAGCAAUUAAUUUGCAUACUGAAUACUAUUUAUGCUUAUGUCAUGGUAUAAAUGAGUAUUUUAAACACAUACAAUUUGUAACAUGCACGCUUCCUUGGGAUACUGGAUAGUUGUUUUGAGCAGUUGGCAUUGAUGAAGCACACUCAGAAAUAUCUGCUUUUAAAAAUUGCUUCAAUAAACUCAUCUGUUAAGGAGUUGUUGCAGUGCAACUUGGUAAGCUUUGUUCCUUUAGGAAGGGAGUGAAGGAACUGAUGUGAGUGGCUCUGGUUGACUAUUUCAAUAUGUCAGAAAAAAACAAUCUUUCAAAGCUGGAUUUCUGGAAUGAACACAAUGGGAUGAACACUGGAAUUUACAUACCUACAUAAAUCAACAUUUAGAUAUUUGAAAUACUAUUGCAGUUGUAGUUGCAUGAUUUAAUAGUGACAGAUUUGAUCUUUCUGUGCUAAAAAUGUUACUGGUUUCAGUAUCUUGAAGAGGACCUGCAGGAAGCAUGUAAGAGAGCUGGAGAGGGACCAUGGACAAGGGCUGGGAGUGACAGGUAAGUGUCCAUUGGAGCUGAGGGAGCAGUCACAGUUCUCUUUGGUUUUGAUACUGGUGCUGUUCCUGUUUCAUCUCUCCUUGCUGUUUUCUGGUAAAUUGUCACAUCUCAACCCAUGAUCUUUACCUUUUGUGCCCCCAAAUCUCCUGCGUUGGGGAGGGGAAGAAAUGAGCAAGUGGCUCAUAGUUUAGAAUGGUUUCAGUGGGAGCAGUAACUCUGGAAGUACCAUUCCUAAACAACUUUACUUGGGUCCCUGUGUGAGGCGCGAGGAAGGGCACAACCCACAAAAGAGUGGGUUGGAAACAAAGUUGAUCUCAGUUUUUGCUGUAUUGAGUCCAGAGCCACUGGUCACAAUGGUGCUUGGUCUGUUCCUGUGGGUGUGGUACCCAACCCUGGCUCUAUUCCUGGCUCACUCCUCGGGGUGACCUUUUACAGAGCAGGGACAAGGAUCAGCAUUUCUUUGUUGCUGUACUGUGGGAUAUGAGUUUAUGACAUGAUAGCAUCAAGUGCAAUGGUGGUACUCUGGGAUGUGUGUUCAGUGCUGCUCUCCCACCCUUACUUCAGCACUACCUUUGGGAGCCCAUUAAUAACCAUACCCAGUCUGGGGGGGUAGCAGGGGAAGGAUGAUUUUCCCCCUUUCCCCUGCCUUUUCUUCCUUCAGGCCUGCUACAACAGCUUUUGAGAAUUUUGCAUUCCCUUUGGAUGGCAAGGAAAGUGUGUUCUUGUUGCUAUGUCUGCUGUGUCUCAGUGCAGUCCACACUUUGUUUCGAAUCACGUUUGGAAUCAGAACAGAGAUUUCCAAGAAGGCCAGUCAGAGACCUGAACCAAGGGGGAAUAGUCAUGAGUGGCAUGGAAUGUGCCAGAAAAUUGGCCAAUUUUUUGAGGAAGUCUCUGCUCCAGUGGUUUGAGAGUUCACCCCUGAACACUGGGACUAGGCACUCUUCUCGCCAGCUUUUUGUAGGGUCUCAUAGUCCUACAGACUGGUGAGUCUACCUGCCAAUUUGAAAUCUCCAAAAUCCCCAAGAGUAAGGUCCUAGAACAAAAAGAAAGGGCUGGGCAUCACCUUCCACUUGCAGCCUGUACAUACCCUGGUGCUAUUCCAUUUCCUUCUCCAUGUACCUUCUCAUCCUUUCCCUCUUACAGUCUCAAGAUCCCAGUUUGCUAACUGCUCCCACACUAACAGUAUUACAACAAAAAGCUCGUGGUGUUUUUUACCUUCCCUGUACUGUUGCUCAGCUCCACAUGAUGGCAGCAGUGUAGCUGCAAAAGAGGUAGAUGUCCUGAUUCUCCAGAAGCAAUGAAGUGUGCGCAUCCCAAGUUGAGAUUGUCAGUACUGGCGAAAAGCAAUGUGCCAGGACAGAUAAGUUUGGCCUUCAGAUUCCAUUUGCAACCCUUAAUUCACGUCAUGCUCUAGCAGCAUUCACUCCCUCUUAUGGCUGGUAAACUGCUGUUCCACAGGAAGGAAAACCUGGAGAUCCAGUGUUUUUAAGUGCUGAUCAUAGGCUGCCCACUGGAGGUCAAGGCCAGCAACAGCUUUCUAGCCUGGCACCUGUUGUGUUGGAGCAAUCCUUGGACAUACUCAAUUUUUGAGCUUAGCUUGAAAUUUCCAAAGUGGGAUCCAGGAACUGAGUGACAGUACCAUUCCUUGGAAAUAAAGAACAUAGUGCCAGUGUUGCUGGUGCAGAUCACAAGCUUCCAAGGGGAGGUAAAGGCCAGCAAUCUUUCUGUCCUAAAAUGUUUUUUAUACAAGCAAUCCUUGGAUGUAUUCAAAAUUGCAGGAGGUAUCCUGAAAGAGAACAUCAGUUCUUUUACAUGAGGAAAAGCACCUAGACCAUGUGUUUUAGUAGGAGACAAUAACUUACCCAGGGGAGGAAAAGGCCAGCAACACUUCUUCCCUUUGCAGCUUGGAUCCAUUUGUCAGAGCUAGUGUCCUGAAUGUGAAUCACAUUACCUUUCCUUGGAAAUAUAAACAAACUCAUCCUGCACGUGAUUGUCUGUCCAGUGAAGGUAAAGACCUUUCUCUUCUGGCACCUUUCUCUCUUAGAUCAAUCCUAGGACAAAUUCAGUAUUGGAGCAGUAGGCAAAUUUUGGCUAUAAGCUCCUGAAAAAGGAUGACUUUACUUUUACCUGGGAAGGAAAGCAUCAUGUCCCAGUGUGGCAGUUGCAGAUGAGAGGUGCAGAGAGCACUUCACCUUCACAGAGGUAAAGGUCAGCAACUGCUUUUAGUUCUGGAACCUCUUGUGUGGGACCACUUCCUGGAUGUGUUUGACUGAACAGUGGUAUCCAAAUUUUUCAGAGAGAGAAAAAGGGGUGAAACAGCCUUCCUGGGAAAGGAGAGCAACUUGCCCCAAUGCUUUUUGUAGGCUGUCCAGGCAAGGUAAACGGCAACAAAACCUUUCUUGGGACAUUUCUUUUUUUUCUCCUUUUUUUUUUUUUUUUUUUUUGGUGAGAGUAAUCCUGUGCCCUAUUUACUUUUGAAGACUGAAUUUAAAUUUUGCAUAUGCCCUCCAAAAAGUGAACAGUAGUAUCUUUCCUUGUGAAGGAAAGCAUAUAGCCCCAGAGGUGGUUGAAGUCAACAGGCUGCUUAGGAGAGCUAAAAGCCAGCAACAGCUUGUUCUCAUGGGGCCUCCUGAAUAGCCUCAAUUUUGGGACCUAUUCAGAUUUGAAGGUUGUAUUUCAAUUUUGGAUGUGGGCUCCAGAAAGUGGAUUAAACUGCCUUUCCUUGGGCAGAAAAGCACUUAGCUGCAGUAUUGAUGGAGCAGAUAACAAUCUGCCAAGGAGAGAGAAGGACCAAUAUCAGCUUUGUGUUAUAGAAUCUUUCAUUUGGGAGCAAUCCCUGGAUGUCUUUAAUGAUGGUGCUCAGAUUCAGAUUUUGGAGGAGGUAUUCUGAAAUUUCUGGCAGCACACUGACCUUUGCAAGGAAAGCACUUAGUCCUCAUGGUGGUGAUGCAGAUGAAAGGCUGCCCAGGAGAGUUAAAGGCCAGCACAAGCUCUCUGUCCUGGCACUUUUUGUUUGGGCUCAAAGCCCAGACUGAUUCUUUUUUGGAGGUUGUAACCAAAUACAGGAUAUUGUCACCUGAAGACUAUGAGAGUAAAUAAUUUAUUUUGAUGUAUCUGGUUUGCUGUCCUUGAUCUUCCAGGACAAAGACAAAUUCCCACCAACACAGACUAUUGUGCAUUCCUUCCCAAAGAAAAAGUAGCGACAUCCUAUUUCAGAAUCCCACCUCUGGAAUUUGCAGCUGAGCUCCAAAAUUGAAUAUGUUCAAGAUUUGCUCUCACACAUAAGGUUGCAGGAGAAAAUGCUAUUGCUGGCCUUUACUUCCCCUGAGAGAUUUUUUCUCUGCAGCACCAACACUGGAGUUAGUUCUGUGCCUGUGGGAAGUACUGUCAUCCUCUUUCAGAAAACUAACUCUUCUUUCAGAAAAUUAACUCUGAAAAUUCGAGUUGGACUCCAAAACUGAUUAUAUUCAAGGAUUGCUCCCACACAGAUGGUUCCAGGACAGAAAGCUGUUGCUGGCUUUUACCUCCAUCAGGCAGAUGAUCAUCUAGAGCACCCAAACUAUCAAUACAUGCUUUCCUUCCCCACAAAAGGUACUGUCAUCCUCCUUGCAGACUACCUGCAGAAUUAUGGAAUACAUCCUGAAUUGCUCUCACACAAAAUGUGCCAGGAUAGAAAACCCUUCCUUUAUGUCCCAUGAACAGCCUAUCAUCUGCAUUGCCAACACUGGAAGUAUGUGCCUUCCUUUCCAAGGAAAGUUACUGCCAUACUUUUUCAGAAGCCCCUCUCCUAACUUUGGAUACCAGCUCCAAAACUGAGUACAAAUGGGGAUUGCUCCCAUAGGAAAAGUGCUAGAAGAGAAACCUAUUAUUGGCUGUUAUACUCCGUGGGCACCUCAGAUUUCCAACACUCAAAGUGGGAUCAGGCUCUGUCCUUUCUACGGAUGGGUACUGUCAUUCUUUUUUCAGAAGACCUGCUCUGAAAAUUGGAGCCAGGCUCCAACAGAUCCUGAAUUCAUUCAAUCCUGAAUACACUCAGGGACUGAUCUCACACAAAAGCAGGACAGACAGUUGCUGGCUUUUACCACCUCUGGGCAGCCUUUCAUCUGAAUCACCAACACUGGCACUAUGUGCAUUCCUUCCCAAGGAAAGGUGCUGUCAUCCUUUCAUGAGCCCAACACUGAAAUGUGAAGCUGAGCUCCACAACUGAACAUGCCCAGGGAUUGCUCCCACACAAUGGUUUCUAAGAAAAUAAAAUAUUCCUGGCUGUUAACUCCCCUGGGCAUCUUAUUAUCUGCAAUACCAAUACUGGGGGCCUAGGUGCUUUCCUUCCCAAGGAAAGGUAAUUUGAUCUUCUUUCAGGAGCCUGCUCCAGAAUCUUGACACCACCUCCAAAACAUGUCUGACAUGUCUGGGAUGGCUCCCACACGAAAAAUGCCGAAAGUUGAUGCUGGCUGAGAAUUUCCAUAGGCACCUUACAAAUCUGCACUACCAACACUGGAGCUGGGUGCUCUCUUUCCCAAGGAGAGGUAAUGUAAUCCUCCUUCAUGAGUCGACCUCUGAAAUAUGGCUACCACCCCCAAAACAGAAUAGCACUGGGGAUUGCUCCCACAAAACAAUGCCAAGAGAGAAAGAUGUUGCUGGCCUUAACCUCCCUUGGGCAACCAAUCAUCUCCACACCAAUACUGGGGCAAGGUGCUUUCCUUCCCAAGGAAAGGCACCAUCAUCCUCCUUCAGGAGCUCACCACACAUCAUGGAAUUUUCUUCCUCACUUGCAAUGACAGCAUGCAUGAGAAAGUUUAAUACAAGAGAUUAAUUUGCCUUCUACAAACCUAGAAACUCAGAGCUGCAUAGUACUACAUGAAAACCUGAAGAGUUCACAAAGGGAGUCACACACACAAAAUCUUACUUUUUGAGGUCAACACAGACAGUGCCUUUUAGGGCAGAGACAGCCCCCAGUUCUGUCCUUAGCGCACUGCUAGAGAUGGAUGGUGAUGUGGAGAGCUGGUUUCAACAGGCACAUGCCCUCUGAUGGAAACUCUAAGGGCAUACAAGCCUCAACACUUACUUCACUUCAAAGUCUUCUGCUCUGAACUCACAACAGGUCUGGCUACACUACACAAUUCCUGCCAGCCUGGGUUGUAGCAGAAGGGAAACACCUAAAGAACAAGACCUGCCAAAGAACAUCCCCACACACAGUUCUGUUGUUGCCCAUCAGAUUGAGAUUUCCAACCAGUCAAGAAUCCAGAUUUCUAUGUAAGAAUUUGAAGUCUUGUGAGUCCAUCACAAAGGUGAAACAGUAGAUUUUAUAACUGAGAAGACCAAGACAAAUUCAGGUAUUCUGUAUAACACAAAGCACAGAAUUCAAUUCAGUCCUUCAGCUGCUAUUUUAAUUUGCAUGUAAAAGGUUUACUAUAGUUCUUGUAGAAGGAGGAAAAAAGAAGACAUAGAAGCACAGGAAUUGCCAGUGUUUUUAAAGUCCUUAUAAAAGCCUGUGAAACAAUUCACAGGGCAGACUUUCAACAAGAACAGUGACAGGGCCAUAGGCUUUUUGGGAUAACAAUCUGGAUAGAUGCAUGUUAGCAGUUUCUUGGUUUUAUGAGUAAGCAGGUCUGAUGUACUUCAGAGACCAGAAUAAGAGUCCAGAAAUUAUAUGUACCUUUUAAGACUCCUACAUUCCCACACCAUGUGUGAAAAAUGGACCAGCCCAACAGACACUUGUCAGUGAUAUUCCCCAAACUCUGUCUGCUAUGAAUCCAAAUCUAGGGAUUCUGUGACUUCUGUUGUCUUUUAACCCUACACCUGUCCUCUGGCUUUUAACCUUCUACUUUUUUAAGAAUAAUAAUCUCUUUAAUUUCACACAGUUGCUAGCUGAUUAUCUUGCAUUCAGGGAAAUGUUAUAAAUAUGGGGAGUUUUAAUUACAAGGAGCAAUUAUGUCACUGUACCAACUGUGUUAUAACAUCUGCAUUUAAAUUACUUUCACCUGCUGAAUCAAUACAUCAUUUUCCACUGCCACCCAGAAGUAUCUGACAGGCCUGUGUGAGUGCAACCUGAUGAGGCUCCAGCUGAAGGACUUUAGAAUAUCCUGCAUUAAUGCAAAUCAAGUGUAUUUUUAACAAGAGUCAAAGUAACAGGAUUGAAAACUCAGACCAGUAGAGGCUGUUCAUUGAAAACCUUUCUUAUUUCCUAGAUCAUUGCCUGAAAAAGUCCCAAAUGUUGCCAGGUUGACAUGAAUUGUAUCAUCUGAUUUAUCACCACUGGGCUGAGAAAUAAAAUUGCAAUAUGAUUUAGAACUUUUGAGUCUCUCUCAUAACCAAAUACUUUUAAACAAAAUCAUGCCAGUUCACCUGGAAGCUUGAGACUUACAGCCUUCAACAAGGUAAUGAAGUUGAAUAUUUACAUGCUCUGGAGUGCUAUUUUGAUUAGAGUCUUAUUACUUCCCAAGUCUCUCCCAUCCAUCUCCUUCCCUUUCACAGUAAAUAUGAAAUAGUAAUUGUAAAAAAAUUAGGAAACCUUGUUAAAAUAUCAUACUAAAUUCUUACUAGACUACUAUCAUAUAUCAAGAAAGUCUUAAAUGUUAUUUCUCAAGUUAACCAGAUAUACUCAACUUAUUGGGAUUUGCAAUAUUACUCUCAAUCAUUUUUACGGUUUUUAUUUUAAAUUCUGCCUAUCUUGGCUCUGCCAUUCAUAUGAAACAGCAGGUCUUCCACAUGGCAAAUUUAAUCUUCAGUAGGGAACACUCAUGUAUUUAAGAACAUGCAAUUAAAAAAGAAAACCAAUAGAACAAAAUACAUACUACUGAGGAAAUACUGAGAGUAGUUCAGUAGAUACCAACUUUGGUACAAUUAUCUCUCUGGAUUAUUAGAUUUCAGCUCUGUCUGAAAUCCUAAGCUAGUGGUUUGGGCAAAUUAAACUUAUAAACUAUAUAGAGACUACUUUGGUACCAUUUUCAGAACUGUUUGAGCAGUACUAUGUAAAUGAACAAUGCACCAAUGAGACUUUCACAGCAGAGGACUUAUACAAAAUAGAAAAGCCUUUGUAGAAAGGAUAGUGGUUUUUAUUGUAGACUUAGAAAAUACUGAAUUAUGAAAAAUACAAAAUCAACUGUUGUAAUUAUCUGUUUAUUUUACAAUCUGUAUGCCAUCAUACCCUUAUGGCUUUAAGAUAGUCUGACCAAAGUAUUUUAAAACAUGCUUUAACAAAGUAUUUUACAAUUUCAAAAUUGAGUAUUUCUUUACUGGAAGAAAAAAAAAAAUAAAA